Caenorhabditis elegans is the source of this 714-nucleotide messenger RNA. RefSeq names its product Activin types I and II receptor domain-containing protein. NCBI's taxonomy places the organism in Eukaryota, Metazoa, Nematoda, Chromadorea, Rhabditida, Rhabditidae. The transcript is spliced from 4 exons. Bases 30 to 413 code for a protein of 127 amino acids. The record is from RefSeq and is marked reviewed.
UUUGCAGUUUGAUCCAACAAUAUAUAACAAUGGCUUCAAUCUGGAGAUGCUUUCUGCUGCUCACGACUGUCAGUUUUCUCGCCAAUGCACAAUCGUCCCGACAGCGAAACAAUGGGAUGGUCAGAUGUAAUAAGGAAAUUGGGAACAGCUUCAGUUCUUGUCAAGGAAAAUAUUGCUACAAAAUGCACACACCCGAUGAUACGACAGUCGAUGGAAUUGUGAAAAAAGGGUGCAUGAACGCAGCUGAUGCCCAAACUGAAGUUGGAAAAUGCACACGUCGACCGCUUGAAGAAGGUGGCGCUGAGUUGAUGUGUGUUUGUAACGAGAGAGAUUUCUGCAACUCUGCUUUACUUCAAUCUUUAACUAUUUCAUUCUUUGUUGUUUUUGUAGUCUUAGGUUUAGAUGUAUUUUAAAUUCAGCCCUAUUUUUUCAUCUUUUUCUCUGUACCAUUAUUACAAAUCGAUCUUUUUAUUUGUUAACACAGAUUUUGUUACACUUACUUCAAAUUAAGACAGGCUCUUUAGAACGGGUUCCUAUUAUGUUCACUAUUUUAUUUUAAACAAUAUUAGUUGCUAAUUUAUUUGUUAUUGGUGUCCUUGCUUUUGCUCAUUCUUUCUACUUACACUGUGAUAAUCAUACAAUUAAUAAAUAGUUCAACUUGUAUAAAAAUGGAAACCCAGUUUCCAAAAAAAGUAAAUGAAGUUCGACGAUGAU